This is a messenger RNA of Cololabis saira (Pacific saury), 7434 nucleotides long. RefSeq names its product histone deacetylase 4-like. The record is from RefSeq and is a predicted model, not a curated record. Gene Ontology annotation, molecular function: histone deacetylase activity. NCBI's taxonomy places the organism in Eukaryota, Metazoa, Chordata, Actinopteri, Beloniformes, Belonidae. Gene Ontology annotation, cellular component: histone deacetylase complex. The coding region runs from base 455 to 3742 and encodes 1095 amino acids. The transcript is spliced from 27 exons. Gene Ontology annotation, biological process: chromatin organization; negative regulation of transcription by RNA polymerase II.
UAUGGCGGAAUCUGUCAGGAGAUGAUUUUUUUCCUGCCCCUGCGCUGAGAAAACCCCCAGAGACCAACAUGGGAGAUAAAUAAAGCCUCGGCGGGACACAUGUAGGGGAGGAUUCGGACUCCCCCUGGCCUGGUCGGUGCUGGCGCUAGACAGCGAACUGCCGCUCCAAUAGGAGACGCCAAACCCGUAAGCUAAUGGAGAUUGGCUGCCGCCACGGCUGGAUUUCUGCUUCCCGCUUCCAGUUUGACCGUCCGGAGUGUUGGAUCGGCGCGAGCACGCGCACACUUUUAAAUUCACACUCCCGAGCAUCCACAGUUUUGGCGGGAUAACAGCCUUCCUGUUAAUCAAUCCUGCACGUGAACACACCUGCCUGCAUCUGCACCGCCACACGCACACUGAAUCAGGUGUUGGCUGGCUCUACUGUGUGGACGCCCACCUGACCCGCCUGUCAGUGAUGACAUCACAUACCCAUCAAGAGGGAAUCCUGGGAAAGGAGCAGUCGAUCGAGGUUCUCAAGACAUCGGCGCUCAACCACAUCCCAACAGUGGACAUCAACUCGGCGCUGCCCCUGCGUCUCCCUCCGGCUGCCAUCCCAAUGGACCUGCGCGUGGACCAUCACCAGCAGCAGCAGCAGGGGUCCUCCCUCUCCCCUCCCGCCCAGCAGUCUCCCGGCUCCCUCGGGGUGUCGGGCCAGGCCGGCGGGGGCGCGGUGGCGGCCUCCGUGCGCGAGCAGCAGCUGCAGCAGGAGCUGCUCUCCCUGAAGCAGAAGCAGCAGAUCCAACGGCAGAUCCUCAUCGCGGAGUUCCAGCGGCAGCACGAGCAGCUGUCCCGCCAGCAUGAGGCCCAGCUCCAGGAGCACAUUAAGCAGCAGCAGGAGCUCCUGGCCUUGAAGCACCAGCAGGAGCUGCUGGAGCACCAGAGGAAGAUGGAGAACCACCGUCUGGAGCAGGAGCUGGAGAAGCAGCAGCGGGAACAGAAGCUCCAGCUGCUGAAGAACAAGGAGAGGGGGCAAGAGAGUGCUGUGGCGAGCACUGAGGUGAAGAUGCGUCUUCAGGAGUUUGUCCUGAACAAGAAGAAGGCCCUGGCUCAGCGGAGCCUCAACCAGGGAGGCCUCCCCAACGACGCUCCCUACUGGUAUCGCAAAACCCAACACAGCUCUCUGGACCAGAGCUCGCCUCCGCAGACCGGCGUGUCCACCUACAAUCACCCUGUGCUGGGCGUCUACAACCCCCGGGACGACUUCCCGCUGCGAAAGACUGCCUCGGAGCCAAACCUGAAGCUGCGCUCCCGGCUGAAACAGAAAGUAAGCGAGCGCCGCAGCAGCCCGCUGCUCCGCCGGCGAGACAGCCCCAUCACCACCGCCAAGAAGCGCUCGCUCGACAUGGCAGAUUCGGCGUGCAGCAGCGCCCCAGGCUCCGGCCCCAGCUCCCCGAACAACAGCUCCAACAACAUCCCCAACGAGAACGGCAUCACCGUGUCGGUCUCCAACAACAUGGAGGUGGCUCUGGCUCAAAGGCUGUGCGGCGGCGCUGAGCAGGGCUCCGUGAACCAGCUGUCUCUCUACACGUCUCCAUCCUUACCCAACAUCACCCUGGGGCUGCCCGCCACUGCCACGGCCACCGCCGCUUCCAACGUCACCUCAGCCCAGCAGGACGGCGGUCUGCAGCCGGCCCUCUCCCUCAGUCCUCCCUUCCUCUCCGGCGGCCACUUGACUCCCUACCUUGCAGAAACGGGAGCGGCAACCGGUGGGCACGGUGCGCACAGUCCCCUGCUCCAACACAUGGUGCUCAUGGAGCAAAGUCCGGCGCAGAGCCCCCUGGUGACAGGUGUCGGUGGCCUGUCCAUGUCGUCAGCAGCAUCCAUGGCCAAGCUGCAGAGGCAGCACCGGCCCCUGGGGAGAACCCAGUCGGCCCCGCUGCCCCAGGGCAGCGCCGCCCAGGCCCACGCCCAGGCCCUGGCCCUGCAGCAGCUGGUGGUCCAGCAGCAGCACCAGCAGUUCCUGGAGAAGCACAAGCAGCAGUUCCAGCAGCAGCAGCUCCACCUCAACAAGAUGAUGGCCAAGCCCAGCGAGUCGCCGGUGGGCCGGCAGCACCAGAGCCACCCCGAGGAGACGGAGGAGGAGCUGAGGGAGCACCAGGACGGCGGGGCCGUGCCGCUGGGCGUCACCAUCAAGCAGGAGCCCCCCGACCCGCAGGAGCUGCAGGAGGAGGCGCUGCAGCAGCAGAGGGAGCGGGAGCGGCAGGCCGAGCAGGAGCUGCUCUUCCGACAGCAGGCUCUGCUGUUGGAGCAGCAGCGGAUCCACCAGCUGAGGAACUACCAGGCGUCCAUGGAGGCUGCGGGUUUGUCCAUCUCCUUCCCGGGACACCGCCCCCUGUCCAGGGCCCAGUCCUCCCCGGCCUCGGCUUCGUCUUUCCCCAUCAGCGUCCCCGCGGCCGACCCUCCUGUCAAGCCCCGCUUCACCACAGGCCUGGUGUACGACUCCCUCAUGCAGAAGCACCAGUGUAUGUGCGGGAACACCAACAGCCAUCCAGAGCACGCCGGGCGCAUCCAGAGCAUCUGGUCCCGGCUGCAGGAGACGGGACUCCGAGCCCAGUGUGAGUGUAUCCGUGGGAGGAAGGCCACGCUGGAGGAGCUGCAGACGGUUCACUCUGAAGCCCACGUGCUGCUAUACGGAACCAACCCUCUCCGACAGAAACUCGAUUGUUCAAUCACGCCCAUGUUUGUCCGGCUGCCGUGCGGAGGGGUCGGGGUGGACAGCGACACCAUUUGGAACGAGGUGCACUCCUCCAGCGCCGCUCGUCUGGCCGUCGGCUCCGUGGUGGAGCUGGUUUUCAAAGUGGCGACCGGAGAGCUGAAGAACGGUUUUGCAGUGGUCCGCCCCCCUGGACACCACGCGGAGGAGAGCACUCCCAUGGGCUUCUGCUACUUCAACUCGGUGGCCAUCGCAGCCAAGCUGCUCCAGCAGAGACUCAACGUCAACAAGAUCCUCAUCGUGGACUGGGAUGUUCACCACGGCAACGGAACCCAGCAGGCGUUUUACGAUGACCCUAGCGUCCUUUACAUGUCUAUCCAUCGCUAUGACGACGGCAAUUUCUUCCCAGGAAGUGGAGCGCCGGAUGAGGUGGGCAGCGGUCCUGGAGUCGGGUUCAACGUCAACGUUGCCUUCACCGGGGGGCUCGACCCCCCCAUGGGAGACGCCGACUACCUGGCUGCCUUCAGGUCUGUGGUCAUGCCGAUAGCCAAUGAGUUUGCUCCGGACAUCGUGCUGGUCUCCUCCGGCUUCGACGCCGUAGAGGGUCACCCUCCGCCCCUGGGCGGCUACACCCUGACGUCCAAAUGUUUUGGCUAUCUGACCAGGCAGUUGAUGACCCUCGCUGGGGGCCGGGUGGUCCUGGCGCUGGAGGGAGGACACGACCUCACCGCCAUCUGCGAUGCCUCGGAGGCCUGUGUGGCGGCGCUGCUCAGCCAGGAGCUGGACCCGUUACCGAAGUCCGUCCUGGAGCAGAGGCCCAACGCCAACGCUGUUCGCUCUCUGGAGAAGGUUAUAGAGACUCACAGUAAAUACUGGUGCUCUGUGCAUCGCUACUCCCCGCGGCUGGGACUGUCCCUGCUGGAGGCCAAGCGAGGAGACUCGGAGGAGGCCGAGGCCGUCAGCGCCAUGGCCUCUCUGUCCGUGGCCAACACCAACGCCAUGGACCACAGGCCGGAGGAGGAGCCCAUGGAAGAGGAGGCGCCGCUGUAACAGAGGCAGAUGUGAGGGCGUCGAAGCGUUACCGUUGACCUCUUCCGGAGAAGAGUCUCGACUGAUCCCUUCAUUUAGUCCCCCUAACCCCACUCACCACGUCAGUCACCUUGACCGGCGGACCCCUCGGCUAAAAAAAUCGAGGGAGAGGGGGUGUGCUCAGCCUCAGAGUAGGGAGCCAAUCAGAAGACAGAGGACAGAACUGGAUAAAAAAAUAAAAUAAACAUAACAGUGCUGCUUCCACGGCACUCGCUCAGAGACUCAUUUUUUUCUGUCGGUCUUCGCACCCCAACGUUUGGCCCACAGCGGCCGACCGAGCGAUGGCGGCGAGCGUAUUUGGAGCUGGAGCAAGAUCGGGUGUGGUCAUAUCAAGGCGUGGCAACACUCCUGUGCAGAAACACGCGGUGCUUUACGUGGCUGCUCGUCCGACUGCAGUCUGGACACACCGGGACAGCAGACGACGUCCCCAGCCGAAGGACAUCAGCUCGGGGGGAGUUCCCCUUUUCUCCUUUCUUAACUUUGUUCCCCACUAAAACAGGGGCGUCGCGGCGACGGAGAAAACUGUCGUACGAGCCGUGCUCACUGUGGAUUCUGCUAGAUUUGAGAAGGCUUUCACAAAUAUUUCACGGCGAGACUGUCGCCUCGCUGGAGCGGCCUGUCGUCGGAGGUCGGCGAGGGAGAGGAGUGCCUUGGUGAGGGUCCGCUUGAAUUUCAAGAUUGUUCAGGAAGAGAUUGCCUUAAAAGUUUAAAGAUUUUUGUCUCGCUGCGGAGUCGGCGCGAGGGGAUGGAGCCGGACCGGCCCGACAGCGAUGAAAAGCAAACAAUCUUUCAGCAUGUUUACUUGGAACGUGACGACGACAACAUUUCUGUCUCUCACAGCUUCUCUCGAAGAGUUACUUUACUUUUGGAUGGAUCUAUUUUUCUGUAAAAAACCAACAAAAACAUUAGAAAAAAAGGAAAGGAAAGGAAAGAAAAGGCUUUGUAAAGGUAGUUGCCAGCUUCAGUAGAAAAAGGUGCAAACAUGGAGAAAAUCAAACAACGGAAUUAGAUUUCCAACUCUUAAAAAGGUUCAGCCUUUAAUGUAGCCUCCCUUUAAGCGAACUCGUUGCUUUGUACGACACAUUAGAGCAUGCAUUUGAGCAGAGAGCAGACUUUACCGCGAGAUCUUCUUUGAAUGUUUUCCAAAAGAGAAAGCCGAGCAAGAAAAGCCAAAGCAUGAUUUUUUAAUUUUUUUUUCACAUUUACGGUUUCACAUCCACUCAGCUGGCGACUUGACGAACAUUUUGGCGUAUUGGGCCUUUAAGACGAGGCUCCCAAUGGCCAGUUUGAUGUUUACGAAUCGAAUCCGUCUCAGAUCAGGUGAGCAUAUCCGUACAUGUGCUGAUGGAGCUCCCGUGCUUUGCCGGUUGGCAACUACCUUAGCGUGAGCUGAACAUUAGUCAUGUACAUUGAACUGAAUAUAUUUUGACAGGCAGCGGUCGAGUAUUGUCGGUUUGUAUCUACAUGUUUGAUUUCCACGUCGAGUUGUCGGUUUAUCACAAACGUGUUUGGCAAACGUGUCCACUUUUUUUUUUAAUUCCAUAAGAUUAUUUUUCUAACUUUUUUUUUUUCAUCCAUAGAUUUUUGUUCUGUGUUUUUAUCCGUUUUCUGGAUAGAUAUAGGGCUGCCAUUCACAUAUUUAGUGCUGUUGUCACUUCUUGUUCAAGACUUCUUUCUUUCUUGUAUUUAUCAAAAACAAAGAGCUACACUUUCUUUCUUUCUUUCUUUCUUUCUUUCUUUCUUUCUUUCUUUCUUUCUUUCUUUCUUUCUUUCUUUCUUUCUUUCUUUCUUUCUUUCUUUCUUUCUUUCUUUCUUUCUUUCUUUCUUUCUUUCUUUCUUUCUUUCUUACUACGGCUCCCUCGGCCUUUCUGCAUUUUCAUCAACUAUGUAUUUAUAACAUGUACUUGUUUAUAGGAGAUUUGUAUAUGGAAAAUUUAUAAAUGUACUCUAACUAAUGACAGCUAUGAUAUUGUGAGCAAAAAAGAAAAACACAAAAAAACAGUAUGGUGUAUGUUAUUACUCCAUGGACUUAAGAAGAAGAGCAGCGUAUUUAACUCGUCAUCGACUGCACUGUUUUCAAGUUGCCCUCAAGUGAAUCAUUACACGGCACUGCAACCGACUCUUUGACACGUUUGAUCGCUUCGUUGCCUGAUCGAGACGCUCUCCUCUUGAACGGGUGAUAUGCACUUACCUUUCAACUGUGACGUCAUCCGCAAAGAGGUUUUUUUUUUCUUUUGUUUGUUUUUCCUAGGCCAUUUUAUGUAGCUGGCUCAGUUUCUUUCUUUUUUUUUCCCAAAAAGGAAAAGGAGCAGAAGGGGACACAGCUGUUGAGGAUGGAGAAUUUGAUCACUUUGUGUUUCCUUCUUUGCUUUUCCUGCAGAUCUCACACUACAGGUAGUUGUUUUUUCUAACCACCCCCGCCCCCCUACCACACACACACACACACGUGUCAUUAGCUUUUUUAAAUCAAAGAUGACUAUCAUGUUCAUUUUAAGUUGAUAUCAUUUUAUAACCUUGUAAGACUUGAGAAUGAGUUUUUCACGUCUUAACAAAAACAUUCCACUUGUCACUUCGUUUAAUUUGGCUCAAAGUGAAUUUGAGGUUAUUUUGUAGAAACUUUUAAUACUUUUUUUGCUGUCUGCUCGCGCCAACUUUUAACUCUUUGCAUGGUUUGUGAGUCAGCAUGCCUGCUUGUCUAUGUAACACGAGAAAAAAAAAUGUAUUUGCACAAUAGAAGAAGAACACUGGAGGACUUCGAGACAAAAACCUCCCACAAGAGCACCAGCCGGGGAGGGUUUUCUUCCCCUCUGCUGGGCCAAAACAAUUAAAAAGACUUUGUCCAAAUGACUCCUCUGAGAAGCAUUUGAUAUUUUGAAUAUCCAAUAAGUGAUUUUAACGCGAUUCAGCACUUAACGACAUGUAUGGACUGAGUUUGAGAGAGACGAGCUCCACCAAACCUCUUCUACACACACAUAUUUAAAAAAGAAGAAAACUCUCCCAAAGAAUGUUCCUCUUUCAAACAUUUUUUUGUCAGCUACAAACAGAUCAGAAAGGAUGGAUAUUGUUUGACAACAGGUUUGGGGGGGGAAAAAGAAAAAAAAAGGGCAUCGUCGUUUGAUUGUCACACUCACCUCGGCCAGUUCUAUAUAUAGAUAUAACCACUGUGGCUCAAGAGCAAUUCUUGGUUUACAUGUAAAUGGAUUUGAAAAAAAGCUAUUUUUUGUUUGUUGUUUGUCUCUAUUGAUGAAAAUGUUAUCUUUCUUUGGGACCUACGCUUUGGACAUUUCAUCUCUGACAUCAUCUAUAGAAUAUAUUUCUGAAAAAUACAAACAUCUCUGCUUGUCUCGUUGUGUUUUGUUCGUGGAUGAGGGUUGGAAAAGGUCAGGAUUGAGACACUCCGUUAUGAUUAUUAGUUCCUAUCAAUAUCAAUCAGUCUGUUCACGAUCAAUAGGAGAUAAGCCCACAAGAGACGAGACGUCCUCGGGAUGUUUAGCCUUGACUCAAACAGCCGACGCUGCAAAAAGCUGAUGAAGAUUUGGGCAUGUUUCUGCUUUUAUCAGCUCAUUGAUGAGAUGAGGCGCCCCCUCAAAGUCCACGUUAGCACAAGACAGUCCCAAUAAUCAAUAAAGCUGAAUGUAGGGGAAUUCCUGCUU